Lagenorhynchus albirostris (white-beaked dolphin) is the source of this 1479-nucleotide messenger RNA. It is a transcript of the gene KRT80, whose product is annotated as keratin 80. Gene Ontology annotation, biological process: intermediate filament organization; keratinization. The record is from RefSeq and is a predicted model, not a curated record. NCBI's taxonomy places the organism in Eukaryota, Metazoa, Chordata, Mammalia, Artiodactyla, Delphinidae. Bases 7 to 1365 code for a protein of 452 amino acids. Gene Ontology annotation, cellular component: keratin filament. The transcript is spliced from 9 exons. Gene Ontology annotation, molecular function: structural constituent of skin epidermis.
CCUGCAAUGGCCUGCCGCUCCUGCGUCGUCGGCUUCGGCAACCUCCACGGCUGUGACGUGACCCAGGCGAGCGGUGCCUGGCCUGGCACCUCCGGAUGGAGCAAUUACAGGGCCCCCGAGCCGGGCUUCAGCUCCAGCAGCCUCACAGGCUGCCUGACAGCUAGCACCAUCCCCAGGGUGACCGUGAACCCCAGCCUGCUAGUACCUCUGGACCUCAAGGUGGACCCAGCCAUGCAGCAGCAGGAGAGCCAGAAGAAGGAGGAAAUGAAGGUCCUCAAUGAUAAGUUUGCCUCCCUGAUCGGCAAGGUGCGAGCCCUGGAGCAUCGCAACCAGCUGCUGGAAACCCGAUGGCGCUUCCUGCAGAGCCGGGACUCGGCAGCCUUUGACCUUGGACACCUCUACGAGGAGCACCAGGGCCGACUGCGGGAGAAACUGCGCGAAGUGAACCAGGAAGGGGGCCAGCUUGAGACCAAACUGCGGCAGGAGCUUGAGACGGUGAAGGCGUUUCAGAUCAGGUAUGAGGACGAGAUCUCCAAGCGCACGGACAUGGAGUUCACCUUUGCGCAGCUGAAGAAGGACCUGGAUGCAGAGUGUCUUCAACGGACAGGACUAGAGAACAAGUUAAAAGGCCUGAAGAGCUUUGUGGUCCUGAUGAAAAGCAUCUACGAGCAGGAGCUGAAGGGCCUGGCGGCCCAAGUGAAGGAUGUGUCGGUGACCGUGAGUAUGGACAGCCGCUGCCACGUGGACCUGAGCGGCAUCAUGGAGGAGGUGAUGGCCCAGUAUGACGCCGUCGCGGCUCGCAGCCUGGAAGAGGGCAAGGCGUACUCCCAGAGCCAGGUGGAAGAGCGGGCUGCCUGCUCAGCCGAGGCUGGGAACAGCCUCCAGAGAAGCCGCGGCGAGAUCGCUGACCUCAAAGUGCACAUCCAGAAGCUCCGGUCCCAGAUCCUCUCCACCAAGAGCCACUGCAUGAAACUGGAGGAGAACAUCAAGGCAGCCGAGAGCCAGGGUGAGCUGACCCUCCAGGACGCCAAGGCUAAGCUGGCCCAGCUGGAGGCCGCCCUGCAGCAGGCCAAGCAGGACAUGGCGCGGCAGCUGCGUGAUUACCAGGAGCUGAUGAGCACCAAGCUGGCCCUGGACGUGGAGAUCGCCACCUACCGCAAGCUGGUGGAGGGCGAGGAGAGCCGGAUGGACUUGCCCUCAGCCACUAUGAUCAGAUCCAUGCAGUCCAGCUCUAGAACUGCUGCCUCCAAGCAUGGCCUCUCGAGAGCCCCCUCCUGGAAAAAGAAGACCAGGGGAGACGUCGUGAUCAAAAUCACCGAAACCUCGGAAGAGUUCCUCUCGCAGGAGUCAGAGCUCUCACAGUGAGGCUGCUGCCCGGACCCCAGGAGCCCCACGUCAUUCCCCUGCAGCAGGAGGAAUACAAGCUAGACUCAAGAAAGCAGCUUGGAGCCUCUAGGUCGGGAAGGAAGCCAAACCUGA